Cavenderia fasciculata is the source of this 597-nucleotide messenger RNA. RefSeq lists its product as uncharacterized. Gene Ontology annotation, molecular function: GTP binding; GTPase activity. Gene Ontology annotation, cellular component: cytoplasm. NCBI's taxonomy places the organism in Eukaryota, Evosea, Eumycetozoa, Acytosteliales, Cavenderiaceae. The transcript is spliced from 3 exons. Bases 1 to 597 code for a protein of 198 amino acids. The record is from RefSeq and is a predicted model, not a curated record. Gene Ontology annotation, biological process: intracellular protein transport; vesicle-mediated transport.
AUGGGUUUGGUACAAUCACUUGUUUCAUGUCAGCCACCAACCUUUAAGAUUGUAAUGAUGGGAAUGUAUAUGGUAGGCAAAACAACCAUCUUGUAUAGAUUAAAAGAUAACAAGACUUCCUCUCUGAAAGAUACUCCCUAUACAAAUCCUUCACUUGGUUUUAAUGUUGAAACUAUAAAAGUAAACAAAUCACUUCAUUUGUAUAUAUGGGAUGUUUCUUCGUUGAGUGCAAUCACAAAAAUUAGAUAUCAAAUAUUUCCAGGAUGUAGAGGGAUUAUAUAUGUUUUGGAAUCAACAAUACUUGAAGAUUCAGAGAAACUGACAGAGACUAGAGAGGAUUUAUUAUCAAUUGUUAAAGAUGCUGAAUUGGAUGGACAACCAUUACUAAUUCUUGUAAACAAGAUGGAUAUGGAUAAAUCAUCCAACAUUAUUGAUCGUAUCACUACUUAUUUUAAUUUUAAUGAAAUGAUUAAAAAUGGAAGAGCAUGGUCAAUCUUUCCAAUUACAGCAACCACUGGACAAGGUCUAAAUGAAGCAAUUCAUUGGUUAGAUAAUCAAUUAACAAAUAGUAUAAAUGGAACUAAAUCAAAUCAUUAA